UCGUUAUUAAAUGCAUAUUAAUAGUUUAGUUUGCACAGCAAAUCGAGUGCCGUGGUCGUUUGGCAGUUUAUUUUAAGUUGAAGACAAAAGUUUCGAAAUGCGUAUGAAGGUACCAGAAGUGAGAAGGUGCUGCUGCUGUUUGCCUUUGCGACAUGGCAUCGUUGUGUUUGGAUUAAUUAAUAUUAUAUUCUCACUGGCUGCAGUAACAUGUCUAGUUAUAAGGACAGAGCUGAAGAAGUCCCAGUUGCUGGAUGGGUCAUCGCUAGAGGUGGUGACGUCGACAAUAUUGUUCAGUAUCUUUGGUAUGAGUGUUAUUUUGAACAUUAUGCUGCUAUUUGCUGCUUGUCAGAAAGAUAUCUUGAUGCUGCGAUUAUACUUGUACUACGGGGUGGUCACCACUCUGGCUGCGUUAGUCCCCACCUUCGUACUGCUGUCCAGGAGGAUGGUAUUCGAUGUCUGCGUCGCUCUGUUUGCUAUAUGUAUGCAAUGGUAUGUCAUCAUCCUAGUUCGUAGUGCGAUUGUGAAGUUAGAACAAGCGAGUGUGAGGUCAGAAGAAACCAGCACAGUACACGAAGUAGCCAUUGAUGUUCCAGAUAGAGAUACUUUACUUUAAAAUAUAUUUAGAGCUUGUGCCACCAUUGCAUGUCAUGUCAUUUUAAUAAUUUGUAUUCAUGUAGAUGUUGUGAAAUAGGCUGUUAUUGUUGAAAAAAAAAAACUAUAAAAUCA
Helicoverpa armigera (cotton bollworm) is the source of this 726-nucleotide messenger RNA. RefSeq lists its product as uncharacterized. Lineage: Eukaryota; Metazoa; Arthropoda; Insecta; Lepidoptera; Noctuidae. The record is from RefSeq and is a predicted model, not a curated record. The coding region runs from base 98 to 613 and encodes 171 amino acids. The transcript is spliced from 4 exons.